Messenger RNA from Triticum dicoccoides, 1123 nucleotides. Its product is annotated as tetraketide alpha-pyrone reductase 1-like. The coding region runs from base 85 to 786 and encodes 233 amino acids. Gene Ontology annotation, molecular function: oxidoreductase activity, acting on the CH-OH group of donors, NAD or NADP as acceptor. Lineage: Eukaryota; Viridiplantae; Streptophyta; Magnoliopsida; Poales; Poaceae. The record is from RefSeq and is a predicted model, not a curated record. The transcript has 5 exons.
GAUAGGUACUAUGCACCGAAGAUAAGCAUAGACAUCCAGGAGUCCCUCUCGGGCCACGGUAUAGAGUACGGGCAGAGGAGCGAUAUGGACCCGGCCGGCGCGGGGAAGGCGACGGCGGCGGCGGCGGCUGUGUGCGUGACGGGCGCGGGAGGCUUCAUCGCCUCGUGGCUCGUGGAGCGCCUCCUCGCCGGAGGAGACUACGCGGUGCAUGGCACCGUUCAUGAUCCUGGCAACCCCAAGAAUGACCACCUGAGGACGCUGGACGGCGCCGGCGAGCAGCUGCGGCUGUUCAACGUCGACGUGCUGGACUACGCGAGUGUGGCGUCCGCCGUGGCCGGCUGUGCCGGCGUCUUCCACGUCGCCAGCCCAUGCCCCGCCACCAAAUCCAUGAACCCCGAGUUUACAGAAGGAGUACUUGUCUUUCAAGACGCUGGCCGAACGCGAGGCCUGGGCUUACGCAGAGAAGACCGGGCUAGACGUGGUGACCGUGUGCCCACCGCUGGUGUUCGGGCCUCUGCUGCAGCCCACGGUGAACACCAGCAGCUUGUUCCUCAUCAGAUACCUGAAAUGCGACGGCGUGGACGCCAUGGACGACAGGGUGAGGAACAUGGUGGACGUCAGGGACGUCGCCGACGCCCUUGUGCUAGCGUACGAGAGCCCAGAGGCGGCCGGCCGCUACAUCUGCAGCGCGCACGCCAGGAAGGUGUCCGAAAUGGUUUCCAUCGUCAGGAGCCUGCAUCCCAACCUGAACUGCGCAAACAGGUUCGUUCGGCUGGUGGGAGAUGAGAAGGUGUUCAGCACAGAGAAGCUGCAGAGGCUGGGGUGGAAGUUCAGGACGCUGGAGGAGACGCUCAAGGACAGCGUCGAGUCCUACAUGUCUGCAGGCAUACUCAACUGAGUAUGCCCCAAGGUUGCGCGCGGAGCGUAGCAAGGUGGGCAUUUUGUUUCCUAAAGAGCACUGCAGAUGUGGCGCUAGUUUCAGUUCAAGGACAGCACGGUAGCUAAUGCAAUGAUCAAACGGUAGUGUGAAAUUGUAUUGAUCAAACUAGUGUAACAAAUACCACAAUUUCUAUAUGUAAGUUGACUGAAUUUGUAAUUUACGUAAGUCGGUUUUAUGGGAAAA